AUGCCUGCCCAAGAACUCACGCCGCGCACCACGCGCAACAGCCGUGGUCUGCGCAGAACGCCCGUCUUCUCGGUCAAUUCCGGCCGAGUUUCGCGCCGCCGCAGAACCUGCGGCAAUUUUUCCUCCCCUCGCGCCGCCCAGGCAGCUGCCCUCGACGCAGUUGUUGAAGAACAACUCGCGACUCCCACGCGAGUUGCGGUCACUCGACCGCCCGUAUUCCCGCCGCCGGUCAGCCUCCCCCCGGCGACCCCGCAUGUUUUCACCGCGCCGCCGCGAACAUCAUCGCCCCCCGAGCACCCCAGGGUCUCGGCCAUCAAGACUGCAUCGGCGGGAAGUGCCAGGAGCUUCGCCUCCCCGCGGACACCCGUCCGCUAUCACCGAUACGUCACAAGGUUUGUUGACGUAACCCCGACAAGCCCACCGACUCCGGCCCCUGACAGUCCGGCGUACGAGACCCGGCUGUUCAGGCAGCGCAGCGACGAAGAAGGCGAAGAAAGAUUCGCCCGAGAGUUGUGGAUCGCGAUCCGCAACGAUCAAUACAUGAAAGGUUGUUGGUGCGGCCCGCCCAACAUUUACAACUCGAGAGAAGAAGCAGAAGUUGCAGUCGGUCACCUGCGCUUCUACGUGGUCGGUUCCGACAACAAAAAUCUCCGGGUUCUCCAGAAAAAGGACGACUUCCGCUGGCACUGCAGCUGCGGAAACGACGAGUACCGCGCUGUCUACAAGAACCUCAUCAACAGCAACGGAAAGCGCCCAGCCGAAGACACUGAAUUCGACUUGAUCACUCAGGACCAGGGCUCAGAGGGCGAUCGGACCGUCGACCGAGUCGUGCCUGCGCCCAACGAGCCAGCCACAGCCGAGGAGGAGCACUCGCCGGCAUCAGACAAUACCCAACAAAAAAUUCCGCCGCCAGCAUCAUCAAUGUGGACACGGGCUUUCAGCAUACUCAAUCGUGCUGUCGUAACAAUGGGCAGUCCUCUAGUUACCCUCCUCGGCAAGCUCCGUGAUUUCAGCAGCAACAGCUACGAGACCGUCGACACUCGCCGGAAAGAUGCCCGCAGUGGCGACAUUAUUGUCAAGAGACUCAAGCGCCAGGCGCCGGGAUCAUCCACAGAACAAGGUUCACCUUCGGCAAAUUGCGACGAUGGGUUUGAUGAGCUUGUCUGGGCCGAAGAUCCGAUGAAGCGCAUCGGCUUUCAGCAACUUCAAAGUCUCGCCAGCGUCUUCGCAACCCAAAUCGAGAACAUCAAAGCUGGCAAAGUCGUCGGCGGCGCGUCCCUUUCAGACAUUCAGAAGCAGAUUCGGGAUGGCCAGGACCUCGGAGCCAGCAUCGCUAUUCACAUGUAUCAAGAACAGAGACAUGGGCCGACGCCGCCUGACGAGUCAGACGACGAAAGAGCGGACAAGUUGCUCGAUACUUUGGUGGCGUAUCAGGACCGCCUCGCAGCGACCGUCGGUUUCAUGCGGAACGUGUACGACUACGACUUGUUCGAAGAACUGAAGAAAAGACACCCAGAACCGCCGCGUCGCCUGAGAUUGGGCAACACCAUGUUCAGACAGAACGCGAUGAUGGCAGGCGAGUUUCUGUGCUUUCUCCGCUCACUCGACAAUGUGUGCACAAUGGAUAGUACAGCACUCGAGACCAUCUGCCAACUAAUCGUGGAUGCUAAUGCCAUCCACAAGCAAGAGAUGGUACCCAGCUUUGUCGAAUUGAAGCAGGAUCCAAUUGAGGACAUGCCAGGGUAUUUCCCAAAGGACAAGCCGUCAAUUCUGGAGGAGAUCCCCGCAGAUGAACUCGUCAUUGAACCUCUCUACGACUUCAAGUUCCCAGAAGCAGAGCCGUCCAACUGGGAGGACCAGAUUAAGCCUGGUGACUACAGACUGGUGCCAAAGCCAAAAGGCAUCCUAAAACAGUCCAAGGAGUGGGAUGCUCCGGCUUCGCCGAGAUAUGUCGCGACCCCACAAAAGGAGAGGAAGCUUGCCUUCAAGAGCCCGAUAUCCAAAUUCAUCCCACCCACGCAUAUUCCGGCAAAGGUCAUGACUCCAAGCGAGGCAGAUCAGAUUGUCAGGGCGAAGCUCAAAGCAGAGGUCCUCCGUGACGAACAUUCAAUCCGCAUGUUUGAGGCCAGCAGAACCGUCUCUAGGCAGCGUGAUGUCACUCUCAAUUUCCGCGACAAGUGGACCCUGGAGGAUCUGGAAAAAGACGACAAGGAGAUGGGCCUCACUUAUCACGCCCAGAAGUACGACGGAUUCCUCAAUAACCUACAUGAUGAGCUGGAGAAGCGCGCUGAGGAAGCCAAAGAAAGCCGGCUCAAACCAACAAUCAAGUUCGCCCCGCGGAGACGCAUGGUGCAGAUCCCGCUCCCUCCGUUACCUUCGACUCCCGAGUUGCGCCGGCGGGCAGCCCACCUCUUAGAGAACGAUACCAGCAGUCCCGCGCCCUCCAGUCCCGCUGUCAACCCGCUGAUGCGCUCCAAGGCGGAAGAGCAGCCUUCCAAACUGGCCGAGAAGAAACAUACCCCUCGUACCCUUGAGGACUUCUUUGCAGAGGAUGAUGACGAUCUAGAGAUAUCCACCGCGAAGUUCCAGCAGUUGCAAAUUGACCGUCAGAUACGUGAAGAGUUUGCGACAAGGGUUCAGCGACGCAUCGAAGAGGAGCGGAAACGCCAAGAGGAAGAAGCUCUCCGCGAAAAACAACGCCGCGAAGAGGAGGAACGUCGUCGCCAGGAAGCAGAACGGCGCCGUGAGCAAGAAGCCCGGCGCCAGAGGGAGGCCGAGGAAUUCGCCAGGCUGACCGGGCUAAGACGACCUGCCCGCCCACUUAUCACAUCCUUGUCCAGCGAUUGGGACCUCAGAGUCACCAACGCCGCCAGAGCGAAUCCCACGACCGAGCUUGUCAAAACCUUGGAGGGUCAGCCGCUUACGCGGCGCGAUUUCGAAGAGAAGCUUCUUCCGCCCACUGCAUGGCUAAAUGACAACGUCAUUAUUGGGUCAAUCCUGCACAUCGCACACUACAUCAACACCGCAAAGGGCGCGACAGACCAAGAGCCCAAGUGCGCCGCUUUCACCUCCUACUUUUGGCCUCGUCUCCUUUCCCAUGGCCCGGGUGGCUGUGGCCGCCUCCUACGGAGAGCUGGUGUCCGCAAAGCAAACCUUCUUAGUAUUGACACGAUCUUGAUCCCUAUCUGCGCACAGUCUCACUGGACCUUGGCAGUGAUCCGGCCCAGUCAACGGACUGUCUCGCACAUUGACUCAAUGCGGGCUGGCGGCGGCGAUCAGAGUGUCAAGAACAAGCUCCUUGAGCUGGUACGCUUUAUUCUGGAAGAUCAAUAUGUCGAAGCCGAUUGGCGCGCCGUCGACUACGAAGCUCCCCGGCAAACCAACGGCUGGGACUGCGGCGUUUUCACCAUUACGAAUGCCAUGUGCAUGGCGCUGAGCCUCAACCCAAAAUACUCGUACACAGAGCGCGAGCUGACCCUGCAACGGAGGCGACUGGCUGCGGUACUGCUCAAUGAGGGAUUCAAGGGCGAGUUUAACCUAGACGGCUUUUGAGCGAGCGAUGACAAACGGCCCCCCUGCCUCUCUUGGGGAGAAGGCAGAGUUGAAUCAACAUGACUGCGCACACGGAAAAGAGAGACAUGCUUGAGCUGCCAACCAAUCCCUCUUGGCUUGACAUAACCUACACCGGGGCGACAUUGGUGCCGUCAGUUCCACGACCUUUUCAUUCACGCUCACAGCC
Chaetomium strumarium is the source of this 3739-nucleotide messenger RNA. RefSeq lists its product as uncharacterized. Gene Ontology annotation, molecular function: deSUMOylase activity. The transcript has 2 exons. The record is from RefSeq and is a predicted model, not a curated record. Gene Ontology annotation, cellular component: nucleus. Bases 1 to 3552 code for a protein of 1183 amino acids. Gene Ontology annotation, biological process: proteolysis; protein desumoylation. Lineage: Eukaryota; Fungi; Ascomycota; Sordariomycetes; Sordariales; Chaetomiaceae.